Messenger RNA from Ostreococcus lucimarinus CCE9901, 1593 nucleotides. RefSeq lists its product with no specific name. Bases 1 to 1593 code for a protein of 530 amino acids. NCBI's taxonomy places the organism in Eukaryota, Viridiplantae, Chlorophyta, Mamiellophyceae, Mamiellales, Bathycoccaceae. The transcript has a single exon. The record is from RefSeq and is a predicted model, not a curated record.
AUGGCGCGAUCGUCCGCGCAGGCGUUCGUCGCGUACCGCGCGGCGUUCGAGCCCGGGAAGACGGGACGCGGACGAUCGGUGAAGUACUUUCUCGUCGAGGCGGACGGGCGGGAGACGCUCGCGGCGUACGCGGACGAGAGCACGCCGGGAGACUCGCACUACACGUAUAAGAAUUGCGAGGAGUUCACGUCGUUCGGGACGCUGUGCUGUCAUAAUCGAAAGGCGCUGCACUCGUGGUUGGAUUCGAUCGUGCGGGCGUCGAGCGGGGUGGUGACGACGGGACCGAUUUCGACGGCGGCGGGGAAGAAUAAGAGGGCGUCGGGGAAGAAUAAGAAGAAACAAGGGAAGGCGAAACGGAGUGGAAUGAGUGAGUUGGUGAUGACGCACGAGGCGGCGACGUCUGGGGCGGCGGCGGCGGUGACGGUGUCGACGACGAAGCCGGACGGUUCGGCGAGAUUCGUGAGUUACUCUCAGGAAAAGUUUACGUUUCCCGAUGGUCGGCGAGGGGUGCGGUUUUACGUCAUGGACGAGGUUGGAACGCCGACGCUUGCGGUGUUGGGAGAGGAGCGCGAGACGCGAGAUGGUCACUAUCAAUACAAGCGGGUCGAUACGUUUACGGCGGGCGCGCCGCUUCGAUGCGGCAACUUGAGCGGCGUGCACAAGUGGUUGAAAGAUCACAUCGCCGGUGGGCAACUGGUCGGGGUAAACUUUCCGUACUCUAGCGUGGCACAUGGGCAGGAUAACGGCGCGGCGGCGAGCGCGGCAGCGUUAGCGCGAAGAAAGCGCGGCGACAUCGCCGACGGCGUCAGCCUCAUCGACCCCGCAGUCACUUUUCAAACAAAGGUUGAAGAGCGCGAAGCGCAAUGGGCGCUCGCGCGUCGAGGCGCGCUGGCAUAUGUGCGCGAGCCGACGCAUCCCGAUCAUGUAGCGGAACUGAAAGAGAUCGUGCCCGUGUUAAAGGCGGCGAAGGCGGAGAACAAAGCCGCCGUGAAGGAUUUGCUCUCCGUCAUCGAAGCCUUUCGUGCGCUCAACUCCGUGUACGUAUCUUUACACACGCUCGAUAGCAUGGACAUCAAAGAUGUCGUCGUGGGUUUGCAAAAACACCCGAAUGAGACGAUUUCUCAGCUCGCGACGAAGAGUGUCCGGCAGUGGCUCGGGUCGUUGUACAGUCACAUCGGCACGUUGGCGAGCGUGUACGAGCGCCCCAAGCCGUUGCCUCCGAGAAAUAAGGUGGGCUACGGACCCCCGAAAGAUGAAGUGAACAAUGAAGGGCAAGAUAAAUCAAAUUCGCCUCUUAGUUUGCGGCAACGCACCGGCGUGGCGACGCCGACAGUCUCAGGCGCGAAACGCGCUGCAGACGUCGUGCUCCCGACGACUUCUAGCCAGUGCAGCCCGCCGCCGAAAAUGCAAAAGACGAAUUCCGGUUUGCCAGGAUGUACGCCUCUCGGCAAAGGUCACAAACUGUGCCCGCAGUGCGCUGGAACGUGCGGUUCGCCGACUCGCGUGUGUCCCCACUGCGGCUCGGCGCUGCCCUACAAGUCUCCACCCAAGGACAAAAAAGAUGGUGAACCAGUGCCCAAGAAGAAGGUAUGA